Messenger RNA from Acaromyces ingoldii, 1186 nucleotides. RefSeq names its product NAD(P)-binding protein. Lineage: Eukaryota; Fungi; Basidiomycota; Exobasidiomycetes; Exobasidiales; Cryptobasidiaceae. The record is from RefSeq and is a predicted model, not a curated record. Bases 275 to 1186 code for a protein of 303 amino acids. The transcript has 6 exons.
UGCUAGAACGCUGGAGGCCUCUUGACCAUGCCGAUGUGCUAGCGUCGAGCAGUGGAAGCGGAGUUGAAACGCUCAUUCACACGUCUUCGAUAAGGUUAUUAUGCUUGCGAAACUCACAGAACACGGCAUCCCGCCGGCAUCUUACCCUCCUGGAAAGGCAUAUAAGGAUGCUAUUCCACCCAAAUUUUCAGUCGUCUCUUGAACUUCCUCUCACCUUGAGAAAAGGCCCCUUCUCUUACGGACACAGUGCAGACUGUGACAAGCUUACAAUACGAUGAAGGUCCUCGUCCUCGGCGCAUCCGGCGCCAUCGGGUUUCCCGUCUCUCAGGCCCUGGUCCGGGCUGGCCACGAAGUCUACGCGCAGACCCGCGACGAAAAGAAGCGGACGCUGUUCGAGAGCGAAGAGUUCACGCCAAUCGUGCUUGACCCAACAGCGGACAAGUCGUGGUCCAAGCUCGUUCCUACUGUCGAUGCUGUCAUUGAUACGUUGGGCGGCACGACGCCAAUCAACACACUUGCACUCGAGAAUGUGCAAGAGGCCGAGCGUGCGGCGAAGGAGUCUCGAAAUGCCACGGCGUCGAAGCUGACGUACAUCUGGACCUCGGGCACCUGGAUCCACGGUGAAGACCGCUUGUCUCUCUCUUCGGACGGCAGUGCUAUCGAGCAUGCUCCCGCUCUAACCGCUUGGCGGCCCUCCGUCGAGCAGCCACUGAUCAAGAGCACGAUCUUAAAUGGCAUCGUCAUCCGCCCGAGCAUGCUGUACGGUCGAGGAGGCAGCAUCUUUGGCUCUUUCAUUGGUCAGGCCGCCAAGGGUGGGCCUGUUUAUCUUCCUGGAGACGAGGGCGUGAGGUUUGCCACGGUUCACGCCGACGACCUUGCUCAGUGCUACCGUCUCGCCGUUGAAAAGGCCCCAAUCGCCGCUGGUAACAUCUUUGACGCUUCCAAUGCCUACACUGUGCCUCUCCUUGGCUUCAUCCAUCAGCUGUCUGCUGUGUCCGGCCUUUCGUUGGACAAGUUCGUGAUCAAGAAACCCGAAGGAGCAUUUGAAGCUGCCGUGGCGACGACGAGCAAUGUCAGACCGACGCUGGCGAGGAGCCUGCUUGGCUGGGAGACGCUCAAGCCGAGCCUCAUUGAUGGCCUCGCCACGUACUACCGCGCCUGCAUUGCCAAUGACAAGCUCUCCUAG